Molecule: messenger RNA, 665 nt
Organism: Papilio polytes (common Mormon)
Lineage: Eukaryota; Metazoa; Arthropoda; Insecta; Lepidoptera; Papilionidae
Product: meiotic nuclear division protein 1 homolog
Exons: 5
Coding region: 8-628 (206 amino acids)
Biological process (GO): reciprocal meiotic recombination
Cellular component (GO): nucleus
Molecular function (GO): double-stranded DNA binding
Source: RefSeq, a predicted model, not a curated record
UUAAAACAUGUCUAAAAAAAGAGGUUUAAGUGCAGACGAGAAGAGGAUAAGAAUGCUGGAGAUAUUUCAUCAGAGUAAAGAUUUCUUUCAAUUGAAGGAAUUGGAGAAAAUAGCUCCAAAAGAGAAGGGCAUUACAAUGCAGUCGGUAAAAGAAGUUGUACAGAGUUUGGUUGAUGAACAUCUUGUGGAUUCCGAGAAAAUUGGAACUUCAAUAUACUUUUGGUCAUUUCCUAGCAAAGCAAAAAAUGCAAAGAAAAGGAAGUUAAAUGAAGUUCAAAAUGAAUUGUAUGAAUGUGUCAAGAAGUUGAAAAAGGCAGAAGAUUCCAUAACUUCAGAAUCGGUUGGCAGAGAAGUAAAUGAAGAAAGAGACCAGAUACUGGCAACAUUAGAACAAGUAACAAAGAAAGAAGAAGAACUAAAGAAAGAGUUACAGAAGUACAGAGAUUGUGAUCCUGAGUACAUUGCUCAGUUGACUGCGGAGAUAGAAGAAUUAAAAUCUGCAAUUAACAGAUGGACGGAGAAUAUUUACAUACUCAAGUCUUACAUAAAGAACACUUUCCAAAUGGAAAAUGAAGUUAUUGAACAGAAUUUCAACAUUCCUCAAGACUUGGACUACAUUAAUGCUUAACAUUUUGUAUGAAAAUAAAACAAAACGCCUACCUCAA